Puccinia triticina is the source of this 363-nucleotide messenger RNA. RefSeq lists its product as uncharacterized. The coding region runs from base 1 to 363 and encodes 120 amino acids. The record is from RefSeq and is a predicted model, not a curated record. NCBI's taxonomy places the organism in Eukaryota, Fungi, Basidiomycota, Pucciniomycetes, Pucciniales, Pucciniaceae. The transcript has 2 exons.
AUGAGCAUGAUCCGCGAGCAUCAAGCUGCCAAACAAGCUGGCAUAACAGGUGAUGACAAGCCAUAUACACCCUUCGAUGAGGCAUACCCUUUUCCAAUCAGUGGUUGCGAAGACGAAGACGCAGAAAUAUUAUUAUGCGCGAAAAGCGUGAGCGCUGAUGACCAAUUGCGAACUAAGCAGGACACGUUGGUGAUCAAGGCACCUUUGAUCUACGGCUACUCGAGACGUUAUUGCAACAACUGCUACAUCAACAAUGAGCCCAUCAUCGCUGCCUAUUGCUGCCCUAACACGCCGUAUUUUUACCAUACGGAGCUACCCGUAUGCAUCUCUCUGAACCGAUCCUUCGACUUCUCUGACGACUGA